Messenger RNA from Etheostoma cragini (Arkansas darter), 1745 nucleotides. RefSeq lists its product as uncharacterized. The transcript is spliced from 2 exons. The coding region runs from base 41 to 655 and encodes 204 amino acids. The record is from RefSeq and is a predicted model, not a curated record. NCBI's taxonomy places the organism in Eukaryota, Metazoa, Chordata, Actinopteri, Perciformes, Percidae.
AAUUGGCUCUGAUGUGUUGGCCAAGUCAGGCUAAUGCAUUAUGAAAGCUUCCCUGGCUCGGCUUAUCAUCCGACAGCGCUUGCUGCUUUACACCUCCGUAACCCGUUCUGUACAUGCUGAGAGCCUUAGCGAAAGCCCAGUUGACAUCUACAGACUGCUGGGUGAUAGAGAGGAGAACAAGGGAGCAAGGGAGCUGUGGCAGAAAAAGGUAGAAAGACACAGAGAAAGAAUUGCUGUCACCAGACUAACUGUCAUCAGGAAGAAUCACAGAGACACUUCUAGGAUGAAGCCCAGGUGCCUCCUCUCCACGGUGGACAGACUUCCCACCAUCAGUGAGAUGCAGGAGAGCAACGCAGAGGACGAAGACCAGGAUUGUUCCACACACACCAUGGAGAAGUAUGUGGACUUCAUUAGAGAGCUCUCCCAGCCGGCUCCCUACCCUCUCCAUGGACCCCUCAGGGGGCACCGCCGCUGGACGGUACACACAUGCCCUGGGGUUACGCCUUCAUCUACCUACGCACCCUGGGUUCCAGUUGAACUCUCAGAUAUAUCACUUACUUUAACUGACCAACGAAACUGCGACUCAUCACUACGUUUUAACCACAACCUGUUGGACUUGUUGGUUGCACAAUCCCUGUUUGCAGGCCUGGUUUGAGCCAAAAGAAGGAUUAAUGGGGGGAACUGAUAACCUCCACCACUGGAUGUACUCAGUUACCCCUGCAGCAUGCAUGCUUUGACAUCAGCUCCAUGUUGUGUGAUUAAUUUAUGUGUAAGAAGUAGUUGAGUAAAGCCACUUUCCAAAAGUAAUAUAUAUUUCCUUUGAAGUGCUAAAUUUUUUGUUUCAUAUGUUGCAUAUGAAACAAAAGAUGAAAAGGGAAAAAUAUCAAGGGCAGACAAAUGAGCAGCCGGAGGUGUGAGCAAACUAAGUGGUUGCGUAGAGGCCCUCAGCCACCAGGGGGCCCCAAAAAACGGAAAUUGAUAACUCACUUUGGGUUUUGGGUCCCGACGAUUUCAAUAUAUUUAAGGAUACACUCCCUGAUUUUUUAUAUGAGACUCAUCUGAGGGCCCAAAUAUGGAAGAUGUAAAAUGACAUGAUAAAAGUUGGGUGGAGGUGCCCGGGUUAACUCAGUUGGUAGAGCAGGUGCGCAUUCAUAGAGGUUAACUUCUCAACAUCAGCCCUUGGCUGCAUGUCAUUCCCCUAUUUCUCCCCUUUCAUCUGUCCUGUGAAAAUAAAGGACUAAAAAUGCCGAAAAUACCUAAAAAAAAAAAAAUGAAAUAAAGAAAAGUUGUGUGGAGAUCCCAAAAAUGUCUCUUUGGGAUCUGGAUCUUUCUUUUAUUAUUCACAAAUGCUUUGUCUUCAAAUGCUACUGAGAGACCAACAACGAAGGCAGAUCUAGAAAUGACUACCAAAAGGUGGAAUCACAUGUUAGGUAAAUCCUUUUUAUGUCAAAAGGAAAAAAAAUUGUAAAUAUUUUUUUUUAUUAUGACCAGACUUUUCCAUGCUGUAAUACCUAUAACAAUGUGUAUUGUAUUUCAAUUUGUCUCUUUUGUUAAUUUGUUUUGAUCAAGGCAUUUUUUCAUCUUGGGCUAGCCCUGGAGAUGAGAUGAAUGAAGCAAUAAUGCACCUUCAUGAUCCCUGCACUGUGCAAAUGUGCAGUACUGUGCUGUACAGAAGUUUCAGUUCUAGUUUGUGUCUUUAAAAAACAUUUUGUUCAAUAUUAAAUAAAACAAUGGUGAGAAAGACA